AUGUCUGACUCAACAUCAAAUUUGGAUUACCGAGCACUCGUGAUUGGCGCUGCGGUUGGAGCAGGAGUUGCUGUGUGGGCCUCCAGCGACUUUAUACCCGCUAUCCGUGAUCGAUACGAUCUCUAUCGCAUACGUUGCCGCCAGCAAAAAGCUGCGGAGAGCGCUGGUCAGUCGUCAUCAAGUGAAGUCCCUGAGAACGCCCCGGAAAGUUGUCCUGGUGUUGGCAGUGACGAUGCUGGCAAGGCUGAUGGAUGUGCGGGGUGUCCGAAUCAGAAGGCAUGCGCUAGCGGGGCCGGCAAGGAGGAGGAUCCUAUGGUUGACGAAGUGGCUUUCAAGCUGAGGAAUGUUAAGAGGAAAAUACUAGUGCUUUCUGGGAAGGGCGGUGUGGGGAAGUCCACCGUAUCGUCUCAACUUGCAUUUACUCUGGCUAACUCUAACAGGGAUGUUGGCUUAUUGGAUGUUGAUAUCUGCGGCCCUAGCAUCCCUCGUAUGUUGGGUAUCAGUGGUGGUGAAGUACACCAAUCGGCAGAGGGGUGGCAACCUGUGUAUGUUGAUGACAGAUUGGCUGUGAUGAGCAUUGGCUUCAUGCUUACUAAUAAGGACGAUGCUAUCGUAUGGCGUGGGCCUCGCAAGCAUGGGCUUAUACGUCAGUUCCUCACUGAUGUUACUUGGGGUAACUUGGACGUUUUAUUAGUGGACACUCCUCCAGGCACUUCUGAUGAGCAUCUGUCGAUGGUAAACUACUUGAAGGAUUGUCAGCCCGAUGGAGCUGUUCUGGUCACUACACCGCAGGAAGUCGCUUUACAGGAUGUCCGCAAGGAGAUCAACUUCUGUCGAGGAGUCGGCCUUCCCAUUAUCGGUGUUAUUGAAAAUAUGAGCGGCUUUGAGUGUCCCUGCUGCGGAAAGGUCAGCGAAGUUUUCAUGCCGAAUACGGGCGGAGCGAAGCAAAUGUGCAAAGACAUGGACGUCCCCUUCCUUGGCUCAAUACCCCUGAAUAACGACCUCCAGGCAGCUUGUGAGAAGGGCUUGCCGAUCAUCGGACUUGGGCCUAACUCUAAGCCUGCUAAAGCUGUCAAGGAGAUCUCUGAGAAAAUCAUGCAAAAGGUGGAGGAACGUCCGAUCCAAAAGGGAGCUUAUGGUUCUGACUUUUAA
This is a messenger RNA of Perkinsus marinus ATCC 50983, 1152 nucleotides long. RefSeq names its product nucleotide-binding protein, putative. The record is from RefSeq and is a predicted model, not a curated record. Bases 1 to 1152 code for a protein of 383 amino acids. NCBI's taxonomy places the organism in Eukaryota, Perkinsozoa, Perkinsida, Perkinsidae. Gene Ontology annotation, molecular function: 4 iron, 4 sulfur cluster binding; ATP binding; ATP-dependent FeS chaperone activity. Gene Ontology annotation, cellular component: cytosol. Gene Ontology annotation, biological process: iron-sulfur cluster assembly. The transcript has 7 exons.